AUAAGGUGCUGCUUUGAAUUCCUCUUGCUGACUUUGUUUCUGUGAAACUAGAAGAGUGGACAGCACAGUGAAAUACCUUCAUCGCUGAAGAGAAACAUUAGCUGAUUAUUCCUUCUAACCAUAGGUGUACCGGUUUUCUUUACCUCAAGCGAUAAUCCAACUGUUACAAAUGCAGUUUGCUGCUGGGAACCUGACAAUGCCAUUCCCAGACAAGUACUGCAUCCUGGGAAUUUCAGUCACUCUUUUACUGCUGGCGCUGGGUAUCUUGGCAUGGCAGGUCUUCAGGUGCUGCUCACAGAAAUACACCACAUACACGCGGCAAGAUACCGUGAACAAUGAUCAGCUGUACUCGGAUGAAAAGUCGGGGACAGCGAGAAUCUACUCAGGAGCUCCAAGCACCAGGGUGGAGAAUGUCAACACAGAGGUCCGCAGGCUGAGUCGCUGUCUGUCUCAGGCCUCAUUACCUUCCUCAGGAUCUGUACAGGCAGACGGAGAGAUGGAAGAGCAGGCCAACAAUAAAAAGGUCGAAGGAACGCUGCGCUUUUCCAUCUAUUAUGACCAACUGCAGUCCCAGCUGGUGGUCACCGUCUUGCAGGUGGAGGGGCUUCUGGAGCAAAGCCCGACGCGAACCCUCCAGCCAUUUGUUAAACUAAGACUCAUGUGGUCAAACUCAGAAGAAGUGGAAGUUGAAGAAUGUACAGACGAAGAGGGUGAAGGGACUGCACCCGUCUUGUGGAAAGUGCUGCAGGAAUGCCGGACUCGCAUUGUGAAAGGCAGCUGUAACCCUUUAUUUGGAGACCAGUUCAGCUGUCCUCUGCUAGAAGAAAAGCAGCUUCAUCACAUCAACCUCAGGAUGGAGGUGAGGGACUUUGAUAAAUUCUCCAGACACUCAGUGUUAGGGGAGGUGAGGGUUCCUUUAGGGCGGCUCAACAUCUCCUACCCUCUGGAGCUACAAGAAGAUCUAAUGAUACCACAGAAGGAUCUUGUAGGAAAGGUUCUUCUGUCGUUAAAGAUUCUACCCACUUCUCAAAGGCUGGAGGUUGGAUUGCUAAAGGUCAGAACAGCCCACUCUGAGAUAUCUGAUGCAGCCCUGUGCGCUAGGAUCAGUGUGCAGUGCAACCAGAGCAAGUUGCGGUACAUGAAAACCUCUGCAGUGGCUCGCUGCCUGGUGACUGUCUUCAAUGAGGUCGCCAUGUUCUCCCUACCAGAGUUUCCUCUGGAGCAGUGUAAAAUAGUGGUGUCUGUGUAUGAAAUGCGCACGGCCAAGAAAUCCCCAAAACAUCUAAUUGGACAGUUGACGGUCGGGAAGGAGAAGAGUUCAGAAGACAAACACUGGAGCGUAAUGAUGUGCUCAGUACGGCAGCCAAUAGCAAAGUGGCACGGCCUUCUGAUCUGACAUACCGAUAGAUUCUCUCCUGUUCUUCCUGGAUGUCUGUCCAGACAUACUACCUGUAUUUAACUGCCAAACGGGGUGCUUGUGUAUUCACUUUAUAAAGACUUCCGAUUUAAACGCAUACAUGUUAGUUCUUCCGGUUUAGCACUUAGCACUUUCGUCAACAACAAAUUAAAUUUGGGGGACAUUUACAUAUGAUUGGAUGCUUUGACAGUACCACCUCCAUCCUCUGCUAGUGGCUGGCAGGAUUAUGUAUGAAAAGGGUCUGAAAUCUCAACUUUUUUAAUAACUCCGUUGUGUCUCUUGGUAUGGAUAGCUCGGCUAUGAGUAACUACAAAAAGUACCAGAACACAUAGGAUGAAUUCUGAAGGUAGGCUACAUAUACAAUUUUGUUAUAAAUGAAGAUGUCAACAAUCUUCCCGGUGUCGCCAAAAUAAAAUGAGGUAGGCUUCAGGCAGUACAACAGCAACAGGUGCAGCCCCAGGUGAGACACAAAACUUGAUGCCCCUGGGAUAAUGAGUUAGUAACAUGCAUAAACAUAAAAUGACAAAGAAAGGAAUGUUUAUCAAGAUUUUACCAGGGGUAAGUAGCCUCACUGGAAAAAAGGCAAAACAAACCAGAUUAAUAUUAACAAUAAUAAUUCAUUUAUUUUUAAUAAAUAAUAAUUAAUUAAUAAAAUGUGAAUCAAUUAAACAAAAAUAAAUGUCCAUUUCCAAACAGAGCCCCCCACAUUUUGAAAAUGUAAAUAAACAAAUAGAAACAAAUUAACUUGACAUGUUCAAUGUGUAACCAGGAAAUGGUUGAUGGAUAAUUGCUCAUUGGAAAAGGAAGAAUGUUGA
Messenger RNA from Trematomus bernacchii (emerald rockcod), 2232 nucleotides. RefSeq names its product synaptotagmin XIX (gene syt19). Gene Ontology annotation, biological process: regulation of dopamine secretion; cellular response to calcium ion; calcium-ion regulated exocytosis. Gene Ontology annotation, cellular component: axon; synapse. The record is from RefSeq and is a predicted model, not a curated record. Gene Ontology annotation, molecular function: clathrin binding; calcium ion binding; SNARE binding. The transcript has 9 exons. Lineage: Eukaryota; Metazoa; Chordata; Actinopteri; Perciformes; Nototheniidae. Bases 170 to 1396 code for a protein of 408 amino acids.